This is a messenger RNA of Dibothriocephalus latus, 273 nucleotides long. The record is from the annotation of a GenBank genome assembly. Lineage: Eukaryota; Metazoa; Platyhelminthes; Cestoda; Diphyllobothriidea; Diphyllobothriidae.
AUGGUGAUUUUCAAGAUGACAGGCCUCAAGUACGCCCUGCUUUCAGUCCUUCUUGUGUCGGUAGUUUGCGUGCAGGCACUUCCACGGCAUCUACCCGACCUCAAGGGUUCACUGGCGGAGGAGUUGUACGAUGACGGCGGUCCAAGCGCGGGCUUCUACAGAUCAGCUCGGGUGCCUACUGACUUCUCCUUCAACAGCGACUUGGCACUUCUACGAAAAAUGCUCAGCGACAGUAGACCAUCAUCGCAUCGCCUGCUUAGUUUCGGAAAGUAG